AUGUGGAAUUUCAAACUCACACUGUUCCUUGCUUGCUGUGUAGCUUCAUCCAUUGCUGCGGACGAUUCUACAUCGACAGCAGCACCUACGACAUCAGCUUCUGGAGGAACUACAGUAUCUGGUGGAACAACAGUAUCUGGUGGCACAACGGCUGCUAGUGGGGCAACAACAGCAUCAACUUGUGCAGAUGAUCCGAACACCGAUUGUUCCCAAUAUACCUCUCUCUGCUCCAAUCCCAAGUAUACUCCACUUUUGCAGCAGUUCUGCCCCAAGACCUGUGGAUUCUGCGGAGGUGGAUCCACUUCUGCUCCAGUCUCGUGUGUGGACAGCUCCACAAAUUGUGCCAACUGGGACAAAAAUGGGUUCUGUAGCUCGACAUUCUACAACUGCGCCCAAAAGAAGCAAUACUGUGCGAAGACGUGUAAUCUCUGUUCGACGACAUGUUGA
Caenorhabditis briggsae is the source of this 447-nucleotide messenger RNA. Bases 1 to 447 code for a protein of 148 amino acids. NCBI's taxonomy places the organism in Eukaryota, Metazoa, Nematoda, Chromadorea, Rhabditida, Rhabditidae. The record is from RefSeq and is a predicted model, not a curated record. The transcript has 4 exons.